Molecule: messenger RNA, 1616 nt
Organism: Salvia hispanica
Lineage: Eukaryota; Viridiplantae; Streptophyta; Magnoliopsida; Lamiales; Lamiaceae
Source: RefSeq, a predicted model, not a curated record
CUCUCUCUCUACAAUUUCUCUCUCUAUCUAAACUGGGUCCCUCUCUGCUCACAAAAUACUCAUUCCCAUUACCGCCUCAUUAUUAUAGCUUCUCCAAGCAGAAACCUUUUCACUCACUCAACACACUCACUCAACUCCUCACUCCCUCUCUCUCUCUCUACAAACACAAUGUCAAGUAACGCCGAAGCAGCUGGGUUCUUCUUGCCCUCCGAGUUCCUAGACGACCUCCUCCUCGACAAGGAGAAUCUCACUGAGUCAGACCCCGAGUUCUGCUUUCCCACUGAGUUCCCUUACGAUUUCGGCGCUAAAACCGACCACCUUCUUCAGAAGCGUUGGGUGAUGUCGACGUCGCCGCAGUCGACGCUCUCCCACUUGAGCAGCUGGGCCGGGUCAAACAACGGCAGCCCCAACGGCUUCCCCUCUCCCCCCACCACCCCCAAAAACGACGCCGUCGGAGACCUCGUCUACCUUGCCGCCGGCCAGCUCGCCAAACUCAAGCUCAACGCCGCAGCUGCAAAAACCCCCAAUCCCUCUCUCGUCCACAGCAUUUAUCUGCAGCAGCAAAUGGUAAAGCAGAAGUACCAAAUGAGAGCGGGUCAGGAGGCCUGGCCCGUUCAGCCCAACCCGACUCGGGUUGUCGGGUUGGGCGGAAGGGCGGCGGCUUUUGGUAGCGGCGGUGCGGCGGUGAAAAAGGGGUGCGCUGGCACUGGGGUGUUUCUGCCACGGCGAUAUGGGAAUAAUACUAAUCCUAAUCCUAAUCCGAAUAAUAAUUAUAUUAUUAAUAAUGAUGUUAUUAUUAAAAAUGACUGUAACGCUUAUUACGCUUCGGAUGCUCGGAAGAAGUCUGCAGGUUACUCAGCUGCUGCCAUUCCAAUUAGAAAUGUUCAUGCCUUGAAAAAGAACUUGGAUAACAUGAAUGGUUUUGCUCAAUCUCAACCUCAGCCAAUUUACCACCCCAAGCUGGAUAGGGGGUUUAUCUCCGACUACGAUCUGUUGAUGGCACGAAGGAACGCCUUGUUGUUGCAACAGCAACGUCGGAGCUUUCUGCUCGAGGGUUCGUCUCCGAUCAACCGUGGUGCUUACCUCCCUCAGGAGUGGACCUAUUGAUGAUGCCCUGCAGGUUCAUCUAGGAAUGGUGUUUUAGCCUUUUUUGAAGAUGGUAGAAAAGAAACAUUCUAAGCUAUAAUUAGCUAUAUGGUGUUUGGUUUUCAUGAUGAUUUACCAGUCAAAAUUUGAAUGAUUGUAGUUAGGGGAAGGGUAAUAAUAGGAUAAUCCCAUGUUAUUUUUCCUUUUUUUUUGAGAUUUUAUCCUUUUUACAAGAUUAGGAAGAAGGGGGUAUGAAUUAGUACUAGUAUAGAACAGCAAGAAAAUUAGUUUGAAGUUGGGGGUUUUUUGUAAUGUUUUCAAGAAAUAAGUGGGCUUAUUCCUAUGUGUGAAAUAGGGAUGUUGGAAAAAAUUGGGUUUUAGUUUCAUUUUGGGAAAAUGUUUUAGUGAAGGAAAAUCCACAGUCCCCCUUUUGCUGUUGUAAUAGAUAGAGUAUUUAAUUGCUGAAGUAUAAUGUAAUAAGAAUGGUAGCUUUGCUUAUUAAUGUAUCAUAUUUAUCUAUUUAUUGCCAA